AUGCCACCCAUCAUCGCGGGGAAGAAUCGUCGCAAAGUUCGCUUCCUCUCCAAACCCCCACCAUCAUCAUCAACAUCCAACCAGAAUCAGCCCGGAGUAUCCCGCCCAACUCCUUCUAUUUCAACCGGAAAAAUGACAAGCCAAGCUCCUCGGCCGGGGAUCCCAGUCUUGUUCACACAGCCGCCGGCCAUCCGCGACCCGCUCGUGACAGAGACAGUCGAUCUGCAGGACGCGACGCUCGACAAGUGUCUGCCUUUCCUCAAGGGGAUUCAAAGUUCUCAGCAAGGCCCCUUUAAUGCAUGCGGCGUGCCUGCACUCCAGCGAGAUGACCAUGUAGUCUAUCUCUUUGAUUCAUUGGAAGAUUAUCCCGCCGGCUUUGUCAUCCUCGAUGCUAGUCGUCCUUGGAUGGCAUAUUGGGGGUUGGCUGGUUUAUUCUUGAUGGGUGAGGAUCCUACUCGAUUUCGGGAACGUUUGAUCUCGACUCUACGGCCCGCUCAGAACUCCACGGGCGGCUUCGGUGGCGGUCGUGGUCAGAUAUCCCACCUUGCCGGAAGUUAUGCGGCCGUUCUCUCGCUUGCGAUUGUUGGAGGCGAAGAUGCCUAUUCCUUGAUUGAUCGGCAGUCAAUGUGGCAAUGGCUGGGCCGCUUGAAGCAGCCCGAUGGAGGUUUUCGCGUUUGCGAGGGCGGGGAAGAGGACGUGCGUGGUGCAUACUGCGUCAUGGCUAUCAUCUCUUUACUCGAUCUGCCGGUCGAAUUACCUCCUGACUCCCCAGCUCGUAAUGCUGGUCUACACAAGUUGACUGACGGACUUGCCCAAUACUUAUCACGAUGCCAAACAUAUGAGGGUGGCAUUUCUGGCAGCCCGGGCGUAGAGGCGCAUGGAGCUUAUGCAUACUGUGCUUUAGCAUGUUUGGCUCUCUUAGGGCCUCCGGAAGAGACUAUUCCCAGACAUAUGAACCUUCCGUUUCUACUGUCUUGGCUAUCUGCUCGUCAAUAUGGUCCGGAGGGUGGAUUCUCUGGCAGAACAAAUAAGCUGGUUGAUGGAUGCUACAGUCACUGGGUUGGCGGGUGCUGGCCACUCCUCCAGUCUGCUCUAGAUGGAAAGCCACAGGGUAACGGUCCUCCCGCCACAACUGUGGGUAGUCUAUUCAGCCGCGAAGGUCUGGCCCGCUACAUUCUUGGAUGUUGUCAAUCGCCCAAUGGUGGUCUUCGCGACAAGCCUGGCAAACAUGCUGAUUCUUACCACACCUGCUACGUGCUCGCGGGCUUGAGCGCCAUGCAGCACUACCAUUAUCGCACGGACUCUAGCGCAACAACCAGCGAACAUUUCGCAUCUGCGUUCUCUUGGCGGUCCACUCCCAUUCGCGAGGGUAAUGUGUAUGAAAAGAGCGACCGUCUCGAACCCCUUCAUCCACUGUAUGGGAUCCCCUACCCUCGGGCUGAUGAGAUGCGGCUCUGGUGUGAAGCCCGACCGAUUGCGCCCUAG
Penicillium malachiteum is the source of this 1485-nucleotide messenger RNA. Its product is annotated as CAAX farnesyltransferase subunit beta RAM1. Bases 1 to 1485 code for a protein of 494 amino acids. Gene Ontology annotation, biological process: protein farnesylation. Lineage: Eukaryota; Fungi; Ascomycota; Eurotiomycetes; Eurotiales; Aspergillaceae. The transcript is spliced from 7 exons. Gene Ontology annotation, molecular function: protein farnesyltransferase activity. The record is from RefSeq and is a predicted model, not a curated record. Gene Ontology annotation, cellular component: protein farnesyltransferase complex.